AUGACUCUGAAAGCCAACCGCGCCCUCCCCCUUCUCGAGGCCGCUGUGGCCGGCAAAUAUGCCAUUCCAGGCAUAUGCUGCUACAAUCUUGAAGGCAUCCUCGCCACAGUUGGCGCCGCAGAAGCCAAGCGCUCGCCUGCCAUGAUCCUCCUCUUUCCCUGGGCCCUGCACUACGCCGACGCUCUCCUCGUGCAUGCCGCCGCCAGCGCCGCCCGCAGCGCCUCCGUCCCCAUCACUGUGCACAUGGACCAUGCCCAGACGCCAGAGAUAAUCAAAAAGGCAGCGGAUAUAACGCCGCCCACAUUUGAUAGCAUCAUGAUUGACAUGAGCCAUUAUGAGAAGACAGAGAAUCUGGCGCUGACCCGCGAGCUGGUGGGCUAUUGUAAUGAGCGGGGGAUCGCCACGGAGGCGGAGCCGGGACGCAUUGAGGGCGGCGAGGAUGGCGUCGCUGACACGGUGGAUCUGGAAGGGAUGCUAACGACGCCCGAGGAGAGUGGGGAGUUUGUCAAGACGGGGAUUGACUGGCUUGCACCCGCUUUUGGGAAUGUGCAUGGCUGCUAUGGGCCCAGGGGGGUUCUGUUGGAGUACGAGAGGCUUCAGAGCAUUAAUGAGGCUGUUGGGGAUAAGGUGAAGCUGGUGCUGCAUGGGGCAGACCCCUUUACGAAGGAGAUUUUUGAUAAGUGCAUUGCAUGUGGGGUGUCAAAGGUGAAUAUCAAUAAGGUCAUGAACAAUGAGUAUAUGCGUGUGCAGGAGGAGAUGGCUGGCAAGGUGCCUAUUACUGUCUUGCAUGAGGAGGCGACAAAGGCGAUGCAGAAGGCGGUGGAGCGGGUUAUGGAUUUGCUGGGUUCGACGGGAAAAGCGUAG
Messenger RNA from Paracoccidioides brasiliensis Pb18, 864 nucleotides. RefSeq lists its product as uncharacterized. The coding region runs from base 1 to 864 and encodes 287 amino acids. Gene Ontology annotation, molecular function: aldehyde-lyase activity; zinc ion binding. Gene Ontology annotation, biological process: carbohydrate metabolic process. The record is from RefSeq and is a predicted model, not a curated record. The transcript has a single exon.